AUGCGGCCAUGGACUGGUUCCUGGCGUUGGAUUAUGCUCAUCCUCUUUGCUUGGGGAACUUUACUCUUUUAUAUUGGUGGGCACCUGGUACGAGACAGCGAGCACCCAGAUCACUCCAGUCGGGAAUUAUCCAAGAUCCUUGCUAAACUUGAACGGUUAAAGCAGCAAAAUGAAGACUUAAGGCGCAUGGCAGAAUCUCUCAGGAUACCAGAUGGUCCCGUUGAUCAGGGACCAGCUGCAGGAAAGGUACAUGCUUUAGAGGAGCAACUUCUAAAGGCCAAAGAACAGAUAGAAAACUAUAAGAAGCGGAGAGGAGAUGGCCUUGGAAAAGACCAUGAAAUACUGAGAAGGAGGAUUGAAAACGGGGCUAAGGAACUUUGGUUUUUCCUCCAGAGUGAACUGAAGAAGUUGAAGAAUCUAGAAGGAAGUGAACUGCAGACACGCAUUGAUGAAUUUCUGUCUGAUUUGGGUCAUCAGGAAAGGAUUGGAAUGACAGUUUGUGUCUCAUCAGUAAACAAUUAUACAAAAAUACUUGAAUUAACUAAAUAUACCACCCUAAAAUUGUUUUCCAUUGUUGUUUAUAGGUCAAUAAUGACCGACUUGUACUACCUCAGUCAAACAGAUGGAGCUGGAGAUUGGCGAGAAAAAGAGGCCAAAGAUCUAACAGAUUUGGUACAGAGAAGAAUAACUUAUUUACAGAACCCGAAGGAUUGCAGCAAAGCUAAGAAGCUGGUGUGUAACAUCAACAAGGGCUGUGGCUAUGGCUGCCAGCUCCACCACGUGGUGUACUGCUUCAUGAUCGCGUACGGCACGCAGCGCACGCUCAUCCUGGAGUCGCAGAACUGGCGCUACGCCACCGGCGGCUGGGAGACCGUGUUCCGACCCGUCAGCGACACCUGCACCGACCGAGCGGGCUCCACCACCGGCCACUGGUCAGGUGAGGCUAAUGAUAAGGAUGUUCAGGUGGUGGAACUUCCCAUUGUGGACAGCCUACACCCACGGCCACCCUAUUUGCCCUUGGCUGUCCCUGAAGACCUGGCUGAUAGACUAAUUCGUGUGCAUGGGGAUCCUGCAGUGUGGUGGGUCUCACAGUUUGUGAAAUACUUGAUUCGUCCACAGCCUUGGCUAGAAAAAGAAAUAGAGGAAGCCACAAGGAAACUUGGUUUCAAACAUCCAGUGAUCGGUGUUCAUGUCCGAAGGACAGACAAAGUGGGGACAGAGGCAGCAUUUCACCCCAUUGAAGAGUACAUGGUACACGUGGAAGAGCGCUUUGAGCUUCUUGCUCGCAGGAUGCAUGUCGAUAAAAAAAGAGUGUAUUUGGCUACUGAUGACCCUUCAUUGUUGCAAGAGGCAAAAUCCAAGUAUCCAAAUUAUGAAUUUAUCAGUGAUAACUCCAUAUCCUGGUCAGCAGGACUCCAUAACCGAUACACUGAAAAUUCCCUAAGAGGUGUCAUUCUGGAUAUUCACUUUUUGUCUCAGGCAGACUUCCUGGUCUGUACAUUUUCAUCCCAGGUUUGUCGAGUUGCCUAUGAAAUUAUGCAGACGUUGCAUCCAGAUGCUUCGGCGUAUUUCCAUUCUUUGGAUGAUAUCUACUACUUUGGGGGACAGAAUGCUCACAACCAGAUUGCUAUUUAUGCUCAUCAUCCACGAACUGCUGAUGAAAUUCCUAUGGAACCUGGAGAUAUAAUUGGAGUAGCUGGAAACCACUGGGAUGGUUAUUCAAAAGGCAUCAACAGGAAAUUAGGAAGAACAGGCCUGUACCCAUCCUAUAAAGUUAAGGAAAAAAUUGAGACAGUCAAGUAUCCUACAUACCCAGAGGCUGACAAGUAGAUUAAAAGGACGACAUUCAGCAG
This is a messenger RNA of Cinclus cinclus, 1853 nucleotides long. RefSeq names its product fucosyltransferase 8 (gene FUT8). Gene Ontology annotation, biological process: protein N-linked glycosylation. The transcript is spliced from 10 exons. The record is from RefSeq and is a predicted model, not a curated record. Gene Ontology annotation, molecular function: glycoprotein 6-alpha-L-fucosyltransferase activity; protein binding. Gene Ontology annotation, cellular component: Golgi cisterna membrane. Bases 1 to 1830 code for a protein of 609 amino acids. NCBI's taxonomy places the organism in Eukaryota, Metazoa, Chordata, Aves, Passeriformes, Cinclidae.